AUGGUACCCCUCUCCAAGCUCCCUGGGCUCACCGCCCGCGCGUCGGGCGAGAUCCGCGCGGGCUUCCCCACACACAGAGCUCUCUCUCUAAGGCCUUUCUCCUCGUCCGCUCGGCUCUCUCCUCUCGCCUCUCUCUCUUCUCCGCGCGGUGGCGCGAGCUGCGCCUCCUGUCCUUCGCGGCUGCCGCCCUAUGUGCCUCCCGCUGUCGCCGUCGCGCGGGUCGCCUCGUUUCGUUCCCCCGUUGCCUCUUCUCCCAGGGCGUGGCAGCCGCCGUCGUCUCACGUCUCUUGGCUCGCCGCAGCUUCCGCGUCUCGUCCGGCGCGGUCGGCUGCGGAGCGCGGCUUCUCCACCGUCGCGCCGCCGCCGUCCCCGUUUGACUUCAUCGCGGUCGUGGGGGCGGGUCAGAUGGGGACGGGGAUCGGCAUGACGUGUGCACGCUGUCUGCAGGCGUCGCAGGUCGCGUUGCUGGACAUCUCUGAGACGCAGCUUCAGCGCGCGCGGACGCUGGCGGACGUCUGGAUCAACAAAGAGGUGGCGAAGGGCCGCCUGACGGACGUGGAGGCGACCGCCUGCUUCAAACGCCUCACUUUCUGGCGCCUCGAUCCCGACGAACUCUCGCUGUACUACCAGCGGUCUGCGUCGCCCGCGCCUGCGAACCUCCCUUCCUCCCUGUCGCCUUCCCCGGCGUCUCUGCGUGGGUCUGAGGCGCGCGCCGACUGCCGUGAGGCUACCCCGGGCGAACAGGACGCGCCAGACGCGCGCGGCGCGGCCUCCGCUUCGUCGCCGCUGGUGUCGCCGUCGUCUGCGGACGAGUGCCUGCGCCGCGCGACGUUCUGCAUCGAGGCAGCCUUGGAGAACGUGACGAUCAAGUCUGCGCUCUUUGCGUAUCUAGACGCCGUCACGCAGCCCAGCGCAGUCCUCGCGACAAACACGUCUUCGAUUUCCAUCACCAAGAUCGCCUCAGCGACCCGCCGCCCGCACCGCGUGAUCGGCAUGCACUUUAUGAACCCCGUGCCCGUCAUGCCGCUGGUGGAAAUCAUCACGGGCCUCUGCACAACUGCCGAGACUCUGCACGCGACGGAACAGCUCGCGCGGCUCAUGGGGAAGACGACUGCGCGCUCGCAGGAUCGCCCCGGGUUUAUCGCUAACCGCCUCCUGAUGCCCUACAUCAACGAGGCGAUCUUCGUUCUCCAGGAGGGCAUCAGUUCUGCGCGCGAUAUCGACACCAUUAUGAAGCUGGGGACGAACGUGCCAAUGGGGCCGCUGGAACUCGCUGACUUCAUCGGCCUCGACACCUGCCUGGCGAUCAUGCGCGUCCUGCGCAGCGAGCUGGGGGACGCGAAGUACCACCCGGCGCCGCUGCUCGUCCAGUACGUGGACGCCGGGUUCCUCGGCCGCAAAACGGGGAAGGGCUUCUACGACUACUCGAAAAAGCUGUAG
Messenger RNA from Besnoitia besnoiti, 1440 nucleotides. Its product is annotated as 3-hydroxyacyl-CoA dehydrogenase, NAD binding domain-containing protein. Gene Ontology annotation, biological process: fatty acid metabolic process. The record is from RefSeq and is a predicted model, not a curated record. The coding region runs from base 1 to 1440 and encodes 479 amino acids. The transcript has 2 exons. Gene Ontology annotation, molecular function: oxidoreductase activity, acting on the CH-OH group of donors, NAD or NADP as acceptor; NAD+ binding. NCBI's taxonomy places the organism in Eukaryota, Apicomplexa, Conoidasida, Eucoccidiorida, Sarcocystidae.